This is a messenger RNA of Astyanax mexicanus (Mexican tetra), 3339 nucleotides long. It is a transcript of the gene pou3f1, whose product is annotated as POU class 3 homeobox 1. Gene Ontology annotation, cellular component: nucleus. Gene Ontology annotation, molecular function: RNA polymerase II cis-regulatory region sequence-specific DNA binding; DNA-binding transcription factor activity, RNA polymerase II-specific. Gene Ontology annotation, biological process: regulation of transcription by RNA polymerase II; brain development. The record is from RefSeq and is a predicted model, not a curated record. The transcript has a single exon. Lineage: Eukaryota; Metazoa; Chordata; Actinopteri; Characiformes; Acestrorhamphidae. Bases 95 to 1264 code for a protein of 389 amino acids.
AAAGCCCAUCAGCGCCUUCCGAGGGGCCGUCAGUGUUUUCCCGAAAGUGAGAGAAGCAGCAACAACAUUAGAAGCCUUUACAGCCUGAGCGGCCAUGGCCACGACGGCACAGUACAUCCCGCGGACUAACGCGCUGCCCUCCACCCCGCUCGUGCACCCAGACUCGGACCGCAUGCACCAGGGCACCACGUACCGCGAGAUGCAGAAGAUGAUCAUGCACCACGACUACCUGCAGGGGCUUGCGGCGUCCAACGCGGGUCACCCCAUGAGCGUCACGCAGAACCAGUGGCUGCCCAGUGAGUGGACCGGCCAGACGGAGCACAAGAGCGGCCGCGAGGACCUGCCUGCGGCGUACCAGCGCGCGCACCUCGCGCACCAGCCGAGCCAGAGCGCCCACCAUCCGCACCAUCACCACCACAACCACCACCACCAGCAUCACCAGCACCACCACGGCGCCUCGUGGGCGGCGGCCACAGCGCACCACCUGCCCCCUUUGUCGCCGGGCACGGGCGCGCACCAACCAUCACUCCUCUACUCGCAGACGGGCUACGGCAUGUUGAGCGCGCCGCUGCACGAGGACGCGGGCGGUGGAGGUGGCGGUGGAGGUGGCGGAGGAGGUGGAACGGGAGCCGGGACGGGCAGCGAAGGCGCACUCGAGGCGUCCCCACACGGGCCUUACGGCCACCAGCAGCAGCAGCACGAGCUGCACUCGGACGAGGAUGCGCCCAGCUCGGACGACCUCGAGCAGUUCGCCAAGCAGUUCAAGCAGCGGCGCAUCAAACUGGGCUUCACGCAGGCGGACGUGGGCCUCGCGCUCGGCACGCUGUAUGGCAACGUUUUCUCGCAGACCACCAUCUGCCGCUUCGAGGCGCUGCAGCUGAGCUUCAAGAACAUGUGCAAGCUCAAGCCGCUGCUGAACAAGUGGCUCGAGGAGACGGACUCGAACAGCGGCAGCCCCACCAACCUGGACAAGAUCGCGGCGCAAGGCCGCAAGCGCAAGAAGCGCACGAGCAUCGAGGUGGGCGUGAAAGGCGCGCUGGAGAACCACUUCCUCAAGUGCCCAAAACCCUCGGCGCACGAGAUCACCACGCUAGCCGGCACGCUGCAGCUGGAGAAGGAGGUGGUGCGCGUGUGGUUCUGCAACCGCAGGCAGAAAGAGAAGAGGAUGACGCCUGUGGGGGUCCCGCACCCCAGCAUGGAGGACGUUUACGCGCAGGCCGAGACGCCCCCGCUGCACCACACACUUCAGAGUCCCGUUCCAUGACCGACUGACCGACUGACUGACUGCUACGUGCACUCAUUUCCAAACUACUGAGAGUCACAGUGAAAAAGACAGAGAGAAACAGACCAGCAACAGCAGCAAAAUGAGCGUUUAGAAAAGGACUAAAUGGAUUGGUGUUUCAUCUCUUCCUUUGCGUUGUUUACCCCGAGAGGCAACACACUCACACACUCACUUUAGAGCAGAAGUUGGGUGUGAGUGGAGUGACUGAAAGAGUCGGUUUCUUAUGCGUUCAGACAAAAAAACAAAUACAUGUUUUCACUAAAUUCUUAAUUAGUUGGGGUGCGUGUGGAGAAAAGAAGUCUGGUUGUUUUUAAUCGAGCCCAUAAUCCACAAAGAAGAAAGUGUGUCUGUGUGGCUGGUGUUAGUCUUAUUUUAGAUGAACAGAAGCUGGAUGGAUCAUACAUUGGCCAUCAUCCACUCUCACACUGCUUCUCCUCGAUCACCUGUGCUGUUUUACUUGAUCUAUUCUUUAGAUUUAGUUAACCUUAUCUUUGGGAUGUGGGGACAUUUCAGGGAUUUUUCUGGCUUUUGUUGAACAUUUUGUGUUUGUAUCUCAAUUCUACACACAGCAAAGUCUCCAGUGCUGAAUGACCACCUGCAAAGUGUGAAUCAGUUUCAGAUGGCACGCUGUAAGAGUGAAUUGUAAGAGCUGUAGGUGUUUAUUCGCCUCUGGGGGUUUUGAUGUGCACUUCUUGUCACUCUUCAUUUGUCUUUCGAGGAAACAAUAGCUCGAGCACCGUGUCUGUGUCCGAGCCGCUGAGCCAUGAUGUGAAGAAGUGGAGCACGAGCUUUGUCUCCACACAACACAACACACACACAGACACACCAGCCAUGGGGCAGAAAUACAGCACACACGAGUAACAGCCAUUGCACACGCACGAGCAUCUUAUUUUGUACGUUUAUUUUAGACUUUAAUUUGGACUUUAUUUUGUUCCUGAAUUCUGUUCUUUUUUACUUGUCAUCUUGUUUUCACGAGCACUUAAUCUGGCGUUGUAAUGUGGCUGUGAGAUCGUGUCCAUGCUGAGGGAAAGCGUGCUUGUUUAAAGUCAGGCCUUGGGAAAUGUCUUUUCUUCUUCUUCUUCUUCUUCUUCUUCUUCUUCUUCUUCUUCUUCUUCUUCUUCUUCUUCUUCUUCUUAUUCUUCUUGUUUACAUUCUCCAGAUAUUACCCCAAACGGCGGAGCUCUAUCUCUACUGGGUAGGUUUAUCUCCCCGGUUUAAAGCGUGCUGAGGGUGAGAGGGCUAAAAUGCAGAAGUGCUCAAUCUCAGGUAAAAUCCCAGCGCCUGUCCAGCUCCACUCCUCUCCAGCCCACUGUGGACCUCCACUCUCUACUGAGCCCCUAACUGUCCCACUGUCCUCCUGACUCACCCCCGCCGGAUAAAGGGAGAUAUCAUGGGGGGAAAGCAGCUGCUGUGGGACUAUUUCCAUUUCUUUUAUUCCUUUCUUUUCUGUCAUUUCUUUUUUUGUUCUUUCUUUAUCUGUCUGUGAGCAGCACAUAAACCGAGAGAUCCGGAUUGACUCAUGCGUUUCGUGUCUUUCCUCAAAAAGGCAUCUGUGUGUGAGCAGCUUGGAGCAGGUGUUCUCUUUUUUCUUUCUUUUCUUUUCUUUUGCAAUCCUGUUAUUUGAAACGGUGUGGAUAUACAACUUUUCCAAAAAACAGAAAAAAAUGAAAAGAUUUUAAAUAAAUAGUUGUCAUGAUUAUUUCCAAUGUGUAAAUAUGUCCAAUAUGUAAACAUAUGUAUUUGUUCUAAGUUUGUUUUGGUUUUUUUCUUUUGUUUCUUUUCUUGUUUAUUCCGAGCAGUUUUGUACACUUACUAAUUCCAAGAAGAUAUUUUAAUAUUUCAUUUAUGAAUUUGACCGUUUAUAUAUCUAUAUAUUUAUUUCUUAAAUGUGUUUGGAGCUUUUUUGUUGGGCUCUGUUAAUUAUGUUGCAGUGGAUUACAAAUGUUUUGUUUACUACAUUUGGUUGUAUGUUGAUUGCGAAAUGUAGACUGCAAAGUCACAUUUAUAUUUAUGUUAUAGUAAUAUUUUAUUACUUACAUAAAACGUAUAUACAAGAA